Molecule: messenger RNA, 1791 nt
Organism: Neomonachus schauinslandi (Hawaiian monk seal)
Lineage: Eukaryota; Metazoa; Chordata; Mammalia; Carnivora; Phocidae
Product: vitamin D 25-hydroxylase
Exons: 5
Coding region: 77-1582 (501 amino acids)
Biological process (GO): xenobiotic metabolic process
Cellular component (GO): intracellular membrane-bounded organelle; cytoplasm
Molecular function (GO): heme binding; oxidoreductase activity, acting on paired donors, with incorporation or reduction of molecular oxygen, reduced flavin or flavoprotein as one donor, and incorporation of one atom of oxygen; iron ion binding
Source: RefSeq, a predicted model, not a curated record
AUAGGAAUGCGGCAGGGCAGGAGGGCGAACCAGCUCCAAGGCCCAGGGGUUCGUAGCACCAGCCCCCGGCCCGGCUAUGUGGGACCCUCCGGGUGCUGAGGCAUGCGCUACAGCGCUCGGAGGCGCGCUCUUUCUGCUGCUCUUCGCGCUGGGGAUCCGCCAGCUGCUGAAGCAGAGGCGGCCGACUGGCUUCCCUCCCGGGCCGUCGGGGCUGCCAUUUAUCGGCAACAUCUACUCGCUGGCCGCCUCGGGCGAGCUCCCCCACGUCUACAUGAGAAAGCAGAGCCAGAUGUAUGGCGAGAUCUUCAGUUUAGAUCUUGGAGGUAUAUCAGCUGUGGUUUUAAAUGGCUAUGAUGUAGUAAAGGAAUGCCUUGUUCAUCAAAGUGAGAUUUUUGCAGACAGACCAUGCCUUCCUUUAUUCAUGAAGAUGACAAAAAUGGGAGGCUUACUCAAUUCCAGAUAUGGCCGAGGAUGGGUUGAUCACAGAAAAUUAGCUGUAAAUAGCUUUCGCUAUUUUGGAUAUGGCCAAAAGUCUUUUGAAUCUAAAAUCUUAGAAGAAACCAAAUUUUUUAUUGAUUUUAUUGAGACAUACAAAGGUAGACCAUUUAACUUUAAACAAUUAAUAACAAAUGCUGUUUCAAACAUAACCAAUCUGAUCAUUUUUGGAGAACGAUUCACUUAUGAAGACACUGAUUUUCAGCACAUGAUUGAGUUAUUUAGUGAAAAUGUGGAACUGGCUGCCAGUGCCUCAGUCUUCCUGUAUAAUGCCUUUCCAUGGAUUGGCAUCUUACCUUUUGGAAAACUUCAACAGCUAUUUAGAAAUGCAGCUGUGGUCUAUGAUUUUCUCUCCAGGCUUAUUGAAAAAGCUUCCAUCAACAGAAAGCCUCAGUCACCUCAGCAUUUUGUCGAUGCUUAUUUAGAUGAGAUGUAUCGAGGUAAAAAUGACCCAUCGUGUACUUUCUCCAAAGAAAACCUCAUUUUUUCCGUGGGUGAACUCAUCAUUGCUGGAACCGAAACUACAACCAAUGUGCUGCGGUGGGCAAUUCUUUUCAUGGCCCUUUAUCCUAACAUUCAAGGACAAGUUCAGAAAGAGAUCGAUUUAGUUAUGGGACCCACUGGGAAGCCUUCUUGGGAUGACAAAAGCAAAAUGCCUUAUACGGAGGCAGUUUUGCAUGAAGUUUUAAGAUUCUGUAAUAUAGUACCAUUAGGGAUUUUCCAUGCAACCUCUGAAGAUGCAGUUGUACGUGGUUAUUCCAUUCCUAAAGGCACAACAGUAAUUACCAACCUUUAUUCUGUACACUUUGAUGAAAAGUACUGGAGAAACCCAGAAAUAUUCUCUCCUGAGCGAUUUCUGGACAGCAGUGGAUAUUUUGCCAAGAAGGAGGCUUUGGUUCCUUUUUCCCUAGGGAAAAGACAUUGCCUUGGAGAGCAGCUGGCUCGGAUGGAGAUGUUCCUGUUUUUCACAGCAUUGCUCCAGCGGUUUCACUUGCAUUUCCCGCACGGGCUGGUUCCAGAUCUGAAGCCCAGAUUAGGCAUGACAUUGCAACCCCAGCCCUAUCUCAUCUGUGCAGAAAGACGCUGAAAGUGCUGGCCAUCUUGUGGGAAAAGGUUAUCUGGUUGCCUUUUACCCCUGAACCUUGAUUAUCUAACCAGUGUGUGUGUUUAUACAAAAAUCACAGCAUCAUAAAGCCAAACGAACACAGUCUUUGAAAGUAGUACUAAAGCAAUAAUAAGCAUUAAGUAUGGUUUUUUCCAAGCUUUUGUGACUUCUGAGGUGGAAUUAUCUGUGGA